GUCUCGACCAGAUCACCACAGUCCACCAUCGGCCUGACUUUGAUUAAUCAUUCUGUUUUAUUGUGAGGAUAAAGUACAACAGGGGCAGCCAUGUCUCAUGUAUGGGGAUACGGUGCAACUAAUGGACCUGACAUAUGGGGAAAAGAUUUUCCUGUGGCCAACGGGCCCAGACAGUCUCCUAUCAACAUUUUACCCAUAGAGGCCCAAUAUGACUCCUCUUUGAGGGCUCUGAAACUCAUCUACGACCCCUUCAACGCCAAGGGUAUUCUCAACAACGGUCACUCCUUCCAGGUGGAUUUUGUGGAUGACUUGGACAGCUCAACCUUGACUGGAGGCCCCAUUUCUGGAACGUACCGUCUGAGACAGUUUCAUUUUCACUGGGGAGCCAGUGAUGACAAAGGCUCUGAACACACUGUCAAUGGCCUCAACUUUCCCUGUGAGCUUCAUCUGGUGCACUGGAACACAAAGUACCCAAGUUUCGGAGAGGCAGCCAGCCAGCCUGAUGGACUUGCUGUAGUUGGAGUCUUUCUCAAGAUUGGUGCUGCCAACCCCAGACUUCAAAAGGUUUUGGAUGCUUUGGAUGUCAUUAAGACAAAGGGAAAGCAGACUGCUUUUGCUAACUUUGACACAAAGACUCUUCUACCAGUUUCUCUGGAUUAUUGGACCUACGAUGGCUCUCUGACCACACCCCCCCUGUUGGAGAGUGUCACCUGGAUCGUCCUCAGGGAGCCAAUCAGUGUCAGCUCUGCACAAAUGGCCAAGUUCCGCAGCAUUCUCUUCACUGCGGAAGGGGAAGCUCCAUUCUGCAUGGAGGACAAUUAUAGACCCCCUCAGCCUCUGAAGGGCCGUCUGGUCCGCGCUUCCUUCAAAUAAGCCCAGCUUCAUCAACACAGUUCCCUUGCCCUUUUGCUUAUUGGUCAAUCCAUUUCUUAACCUUCUUGCUCCCAUUUUAUUGUUUUCCACAUGCAGUCUUUAUUCAACUCUUAGUAGUCUUUCAGUAUCAACUUGAAAAGUGGAGGAACAAUCUACCUACAUAAACUUAAACAACAGACAUUACAUAGAUGUAAAUACUGUUUAUAAAAUUUAAUUAAAUGUGACAAUAUAGACAACACAAAAAAUGUCCAACAUUUAAAAAUUACAUUUACAUUUUCCAGUCUAACAACAGUAGCAAGGGACUACCAACAAUGGGACAGGAAUUCUGACCCUUGAUCUCCUCCUGUUGUCAUGUUGUAAAUCUUAUAUUUUCUGGCCAGGCUCUAAGUAACAAUAUAUAGUGCCCAGGUAUUUGCGACAAGACACUGGCCCAUUCCCAUUUCAACCCUUGGCCCUCCCCCCUUCACGUGUAGGCAUAGGCUGUCCCAAUAUCUGUUGGGACCGAGAGUAGUUGCCGAAGGGUAAAGCUCUACAACCCUCCAAACGGAGAUUUUUCAGACCCUCACUUCCAACGGAGGGGUACCAGAAUGCAAUUUGUGAGAGACCCACAAAUGUAGUAUUUUCUCCAUUAAUAAGGAUAUAAAAAUUACGAUAAUGUUUGUAAUAUCUUAGUUUUAUAUCAUUUCAAUGAAUUAUGGUCACAACCUUAAAAAAAAGAUUGCGAUCGCGCUAGCGUUACCGUACUACUGUAGCAUGCCAGCGAUAUUUUUUGCAUGAUAAUCCCGUAUUUUCACAUCGACUACUGAUGACGUGUCAGGUUUUUGGGAGGACUACUGAUGAUGUAACGCCUUCUUGAAGGCCUGUCCCAAUUCGUAGGAGAAGAUUUCAACCACUUCCCCACUUCCCCUUCCCCUGACUCUGUUUAAAGGGGCAAGAUAACCCUAGAAAAAAAGGUUUAGGGGUUGGGCCAUGGGGUGAAAUGGGAUUGGGCCUUAAUCAAAAAGGCAAUAUAUAUAUAUAUAAAAUAUUAUUUUUAAUGUUCUAAACAUGCAGGAAUAUUUAUCAAAUAAUAAUAAUAAUGACAUCAACAAAUCCCCUCACCUUAAAACAUUAAUAAUAUGCUUUGCUUUGUUUGAAACUGAAAGCUUCAAUGAGUUAUCAAUUUGUUUGAGACGAAUUGAUAACAUACGCAAUGGCAGAAUUACAGAAAAGAUAUUAUUCAAGGUGGCUCUGCCAAUCAACUGAUACUUAUGCAAGUGUCAUAUACAACAGACCUGUAAUGGUGGAAAAAUAAUGAUAUUUAAUAUCCCACACUUAAUAUGAAUUCUGCAUGAUUCAUUGCUCAAUUAUACUUUUUUAGCAUUAUAUCAAUAUUAUUUCGAAUGUAAUGAAAAAAAUCAGAUCUUUAUUAGGCUAACUUAAAACUGCUAUAGUAAGUCACUUGACAGCUGUCACAAUACGAAUGGAAACAUUUGUGUUUUAAUCUGUAAUGGUAUUUUUGGUGAAGAAUGUAUCAAUUAAAACUCUUUAAAUUUACA
Limanda limanda (common dab) is the source of this 2411-nucleotide messenger RNA. Its product is annotated as carbonic anhydrase-like. Lineage: Eukaryota; Metazoa; Chordata; Actinopteri; Pleuronectiformes; Pleuronectidae. Bases 91 to 873 code for a protein of 260 amino acids. The transcript has 7 exons. Gene Ontology annotation, biological process: carbon dioxide transport. Gene Ontology annotation, cellular component: cytoplasm. Gene Ontology annotation, molecular function: carbonate dehydratase activity; zinc ion binding. The record is from RefSeq and is a predicted model, not a curated record.